AAAACGGGCGGUUCGAAGGUUCACAUCCGCCCUAUCAACCCCUCUCGGUUCUCCCUCGCACGCGCGCGCGCGCGCCUGUCUCGUUGCAGGUGCAGAAAGUAUAACAACGUGCAGCGAUAAGGAACACUUGUCUCCCCGCCCCUCCAACCCCGCCGCGUCUCUCGCGUCGUAGCCGUGCGUCAACAACUUCAGACCUGAGGGACGGUGGCGAGACUGGCAAGUGGUCGAGUGGUCGGAUCGUAUCCAGUACCCACGGGUCCGAGGGUCGAGGGAGCCCGACGAUGACUUCGUUCGGCCGCGGUCGCGGAUGGGCCAGCCAGGACAAGGAUCAGGGUCUACGUAGGCCGGGCGGGGGCGGUACGUUCGGCAACAGCAAGGUCCUGCGGGACGUGCUGGACAAACUGGUCUCCACCGACGAGCGCGAUACCGUCCCGCCGCAGGUGAUCCAGGAGAUCGUGGACCUGCUGGCGGUCGCGGCCAACGAGGACAGUCUGAGGCAAGUGUGCGACUCCCUGUGGAAGCACGCGAUACACCACUCGCUGACCACGAAGAUAGCAAUUGUAUUCAGCGACAGCAAGAUCGCGCUGUUAGAAGAUAAUAAUAAAAACACGAUACGCAGCCGCUUCUUACGUCUCCUGCAGGACAAUUAUAUGUCCAAGGACAGAUGUAAACUAGAGGAUAAAAAGACGUUCGCCAAUAAAGUCUUGCUUCAUGCGGAGGUUUACUAUCAUAUGAGACUGAGCGAUGGAAGCAGAUUGAAGAUAUUGGCCGAGCCGUUAAUUCAAUAUCUGGAGGAUCUGUUGCAAAGCAAUCCCAAGGAUAAUAUUUACUUCAUUAUGAUACAGAUUCUUAGGUCUGGCAAAGAUCUCUUCGCUGCGUGUCCAGGAGGAUUAGAGAGCUUAAUAAUGACAAUCAGACAACUGGUGGUAAAGGAAAACCUGUACAGUCCUGAAAACUAUGCGGCAUUAUUGCUAGUGAUAGAGUUAGCCAAUAACGACUACGAGAUUAAGGACACGCGGGUGAAACAUUUUUAUUUCUCAAAUAUCAAGUCUCUCUCUUUCGAGCAUCCGUUCACCCACGAGGAAAUCAAGGUGGUCGUAACGUCAAAGACUGAAAACGAUAAUCAAUUACGGGAGGUUGAUAACAAUCAACGAAUCGUGAAAGAAGAUGCGAAGAACGACGUGUCCGAGCAUGGCAAUUAUUCCAGGAAUUCUAGCGUUCCAAGAGCUAUACGCGGCUCGGGUGCGUUCGAUAAGUCGAAGAAAGGAACUAAUAUUAAUGCAAAAUCAAAUUCGCUGAGAACGACGCCGCCGAGGGAAAGAAAUAAGGCUUGGGGUCAUGACGAUAGGUUUCACGAGCAUUAUGAAUAAAUAGAAUAAAUAUCUAACUUAUACAAGGUAGAUAUUUAUUCGAACUUUAACCGAGUGGCAAAAACAAUUUUACUUCGACUAAAUGUUCACGAGCGCUCGUGGGCAGCAAUUAUAAAAUCCUUUCCACGUUGCAGCAGUCAGGUUUGCUGGUGCGGAGAAUAAGUACAGUUGCAAAUGAGAUUUUCUAGUAAUAUGGAUAUUACAGAUAUGUGUAUGCACGACGUAUAUUGUCAUGGUUGCAAUUGAGAUGCGAGGAUGAGACUUAAACAUUUCGAUUCUUUUUCUUCGAUAGAGAGUCAAGAGAAAACAGUCCCAUUUUAUCCUAUUUUGAUAUCGAAAAGUUAUUAACGGAAUGUGAUAUACUGUGUUAUAUGCUUAUAUCCUAUGCUCGGGUGAAGUUUUCAUAUGUGAUGUGUUUUAUGCAAGGUCAUCGCUAUGAAAACACUUGUAGCAUCAGAAGAUUCAUUGGCAAUUCAUUUACGAGCAUAUAUCAUAUAUCACUUGGACAUUGAACAAUUUUUUGUUUAAUUCAUCAAAGAUAAUUUAUGUCUUAUCUCAUAAGAAAUGCUAUUGGGUUUUUUUUACUUCUGUUAGCUGAAUUAUCUUUUGUGGCAUCAUGAAAUUUUAGGUAUGUGGAUAUAAUUAUUAAAUAUUUUUUUACAACUACAUUAAUCUCACAGUCAGAAUUAAAAUACAUGUAUUUCUUUUGCCUUGCAUGCUCAUCAAAUCGAUAUUCGAGAUCAUUGUUAAACUAAAGAAAGCAGGAAGCCAUAAUAUUAUGUAAGAUUUAUGCAAAUAAAAUAAAUUGCAAUUCCAUU
Molecule: messenger RNA, 2188 nt
Organism: Vollenhovia emeryi
Lineage: Eukaryota; Metazoa; Arthropoda; Insecta; Hymenoptera; Formicidae
Exons: 6
Coding region: 282-1370 (362 amino acids)
Biological process (GO): regulation of translational initiation
Molecular function (GO): translation activator activity
Source: RefSeq, a predicted model, not a curated record